Messenger RNA from Aspergillus clavatus NRRL 1, 1023 nucleotides. Its product is annotated as ELYS family protein. The coding region runs from base 1 to 1023 and encodes 340 amino acids. The transcript is spliced from 2 exons. The record is from RefSeq and is a predicted model, not a curated record. NCBI's taxonomy places the organism in Eukaryota, Fungi, Ascomycota, Eurotiomycetes, Eurotiales, Aspergillaceae.
AUGGCUCCUUGGGAGGACUUCGACACCAUCUUCUACUUCAAUAAGAACUUCACCUACGAUGACAAAGCCAUUGACCACAUUCUGUCCAACCGUCGUGCGCUAGAGAACCAGCUCUUUGCCGACCGGCUCUUUGGCUUGCUUGGUGUCCAAGCUGGUAGGCUCUUUUCCCAUGUCUCCAAGCAUGAGGAGCUUAGUAUUGACGAUGAUGGGCAUACAGUAACACAACUCUACCCCCCGAAAUCAAAUGCUGACCUUCGGGCGCUCGUCAAUCACAUUGUCUCUUCCGCACUGGACAUCCAUCACAAGCAAGCAUUGAUCUACUACAUCCUGAAAGACUGCCGCGCAGCGAACGAUGCGGCCUCACAAUUUGCGCGCCGGUGUCACCUGCCCGAGAAGUACAGGCUGUUCAUCGAAGGUCUCUGGAAUCUAGACCGACUAGAGCUGAGGCGCGCGAUCGAAUACCUGACCGAGCCAUCCAUUAUCCCCACGUUCCCUGAUGACAUCCUCUACGUUCUUACCCUUCCGCAACUCCCAAAACACGAUGAUAGCCUUGCGAUGGCAUAUUACCUUACUGUGACUCCACCGUUGGCGGCACCAAAAGUGCAGAAAGCGUACUUUGAAAUACUGUGCCGUUCCAGCAUCACAGAAGCCUUCUAUUUCACAAGGAAACGCGAUGAUGGUCUCCGGCGCGCAUACUUGGAACAACUCAUCGUGUUUGUUCAUACGACGAGUCCUGGCCAAAUGCGAAGCCAACGAGCCAUGGAAUUGAUCGGUCUCCCGUUCGACCAUAAAGAAGAAGAAUGGUUUGAGGAAGCACUGCUGCGUGGAAGCGCAAAGACCCUGCAUGGGGCCAAGGACACCGCCAUGAUGCGGCGCUUUGCAACGGGGAAGAUGGAUGGUCUUUCCGCAGAAUUGGAGUCGGUAGGAGGGAAGAAGAUCGAUGGACUGAACUGGGAUGCCCUUCGGCAGAGCACGAAACACUCGAAUAUAGUGUACCCCAGCACAGAUGGUCAACUGUCAUGA